AUGGCAGCUGUUCUCGGAAACAUUGGCCAGCCCCGCACCAAUGGUAAUCGUCAUCUGGUGGCGACAUGGGACGAGGACGAAAGGGCGAUUCGUUACACUCGUUCUGAAGGCACACGGUUGGAUGGAUCCCCUCUUUCUCCGAGCCCUUCAACACCACUGGUAACGAAACUUCUGGCGUUCGCUUUAGCCGACGAUUCACUCGGAGUCUCAAGACGAACGUCUCCAAUCACUGAAGCCCUCGAGCCUCCGGAAGGCGAACAACCUCAACCCGAAGCCCUCGGCCCCAUUCCUGAUCCUCUUUAUGAAGAGGAUGCUGGAGCCGCUGCGGAAGACAGUGGAGAGUCCCGUGACGAAGCCGAUAACGGCACGGACGACAGCGGCACUGAAAGUGGCUCAGUUGACAGCGAUGACGGGAAAGAAGGAAUGAGCAGUAACCACGAGGGCAUCACCGCUGAGCUGCCUCCAUCGAGUCUAAAACUCAAUUCGUCCUCAGGGGAAACCUUCGGGCCGUCACCUCUACCCUCCGAUCUGCCUGAUUCACUCGGACCUUCAUCUCCGGCACCGACGGGACUAGUGGAUCGCAGGCGUACCAGAGCCUAUGCUGUGGCUGAAGAAGCAGGUGCAGGGGCCAGAGCUGCAGCCAAUCUAGAUGCUCCGCUGGCAUUCUCUGAUCCGGACACUCCCACCAGCGGCGACACACCCGCUACUCAUCCGGUCACGCCUACUGGCAUCCCCACAAACAGGCAUUACCUUCCUGCUUCAGAGGAAGCAGCGUAUUCCUCGGCUCCUUCGGUCUCCCCGACCCCGGUCGCAGCUCCACGAGCUGCGUCUGCCACUGAGGCCUCCAGUCCCGCCCCGGAAACAUCCCCCACCCCUGCCGCUCACGGUCCAACGGACGCACUACGCAGUCGUCUGGUGGGCCGUUCUCGACCUGAUAUGUUGCCUCCGCGCCCGAAGCGCUGGCGCAAUGAGUGA
Trichosporon asahii var. asahii CBS 2479 is the source of this 975-nucleotide messenger RNA. RefSeq lists its product as uncharacterized. The record is from RefSeq and is a predicted model, not a curated record. The coding region runs from base 1 to 975 and encodes 324 amino acids. NCBI's taxonomy places the organism in Eukaryota, Fungi, Basidiomycota, Tremellomycetes, Trichosporonales, Trichosporonaceae. The transcript has 2 exons.